Messenger RNA from Stylophora pistillata, 1661 nucleotides. RefSeq names its product tRNA (adenine(58)-N(1))-methyltransferase non-catalytic subunit TRM6. Gene Ontology annotation, biological process: tRNA methylation. Lineage: Eukaryota; Metazoa; Cnidaria; Anthozoa; Scleractinia; Pocilloporidae. The record is from RefSeq and is a predicted model, not a curated record. Gene Ontology annotation, cellular component: tRNA (m1A) methyltransferase complex; nucleus.
AUCAAGAUGGCGGCCUGCUUUGUGCAUCAGUGUGGUUAUGUUUCCGUGAAUAUUUAGCAGCUGUUUUCUCGCCGAAGAUGAUAAAUGAAGGAGAUUAUGUAAUUUUAAAGAAGGAAAAUGUCAUAAAAGCUGUGAGAAUUCGCAAAGGAAGGAGGGAGGCAUUUGAAAAGUUGCACUUUACCUUGGAUAAUGCAAUUGGUUGUCCCUUGGGAUCCUUAUUUGAAGUAAAAGGGGGCAAGCUAAACAGAUUAGAUUUAACAGAGGAUGUUAAUGAACUUCUUUCAGCAAAGGACAAUGUUGUGGAUGAUAAAAAUAAUCAGUUCCUUCAAAAUGAUGGCACUUCACAGAAGUUGUCUAGAGAUGAAAUAAUGAAUCUCAAAGCACAAGGAGUUAGUGGCAAGGAUAUUGUUGAACAUCUUGUAGAGAACAGUACAACAUUCAAAGAGAGAACGCAAUUUUCACAAGCAAAGUACAAGAACAAGAAAAUGAAAAAGCAUUUUGUGAGAUUUUCAAUACUUAGGCCUACCACUGAUCUCAUAGCACAAAUGUACUACUGCAGAGGAGCUUCAAAAAUAUGUGACCUCAGGCUUGACUCGCUCUCUCAGAUUCUGACGCUGUCAAAUGUAAGAGCUCACUGUCGUAUUAUGGUAGCAGAAAGUUGUCAAGGGAUGAUGGCUGGAGCUCUUCUUGAGAGAAUGGGGGGUCAUGGAAGUCUUAUUCAGAUUUAUUCUGGUGAUUUUCCAGCAAGACAGGCACUAGAUUAUUUCAAUUUUCCCAAACAUUUCAUGGAAUGUUUGAGUGGCUUUGCAAUGGAUAAAGUAACAACACUGGGAAAAAGCACAGGGACUGAAAAUAGACCUGCAUCAACUACUGAGGCAAGUCAUUCAACAGCUGAGGAUCGAGAAAUUGCAAAUGAGCUCCCGAAAAGUGGCGACAGCUCAGGAGACGAUCAGGAGGAACUUCAGGGUGGAAACGCCAUGAGUGAGGAAGAAAAAUUCGCCCGGAGAUCGCGUAGAAAAAAUGAGGAAACAAGGGCCCGAGAAGAAUUAGAACGUGGAAAUUUAGACAGUUUGGUUGUCGUGAGCCGUUUUCAGCCCAGCCCCCUUGUAAUGUCUCUCCUUCCUCGCCUCGCCCCAUCCAGGCCGUUUGUGGUUUACUGUCAGUUCAAAGAACCUUUGAUGGAGUGUUAUGUGAAUUUGAGGGAAAAAGGAACAGCUAUUAAUAUUCAGCUGUCUGAAACAUGGUGGCGACAUUACCAGGUUCUCCCAGCUCGCACACACCCGGAAAUCAACAUGAACGGUACAGGAGGUUACCUUCUGUCCGGGAUAACAGUGGAACCAGACACACCCACCACAGGCACACCACACCAAGCCAAGAAACCUAAACUUGACGAAUGCAGUUAACUAGAAAAAAAAUUGAAUUGACUGUAAAUUAUGUCGAUUUUUGCCAACUUUAAUUAUUUAAGAGGCUAUGGUUUGUUAUUCGUCUUGCCGCACGCAUGGAACAAAGAUAAAAAAAAUGCCCGCAAACCCGUUAUCGUGGUAAUCUGUACUUUCCUUGUCAGCUUGUCAUCCUGUUGAGAAUGAUGGAGAUUUAUUCGUCAGAGGGAAACUGACACUAUGCUAAUUACGUUAAUAAAUAUCUGGUUUUAGUUUCAUCAA